UUGUGUUCUUAACAGCAUUUACAGCCAUUAAGUGGCGGCAUGAUCACAUGACUGCCUAUUCGUGGAGAGUUUAUUGGGUGAUACAACAACUCACGAUCAAAGCAUUUCUGAUUAUGAACUUCCUGAUUUAAAUCAGGUUCUUCCAUUUAACUGUUAUCUUCUUGGUAAGGGUUCGUAAAAAAGAAAUGACCAGAUAUCAUUUCUUUCAUCCCCGAAAUAAGGAUCUGUGAAGCAAUAGAUAAAGCAAUAGAUAAAAGUUGUGUACGAGAAACAGGAUGUAUGAUUUCUAAACUGCAUUUAUAGACAUCAAAUGGUGGUAUGAUGACAUGACUGCUUGUUCUUGAAAGGUGCCAGUUAAAUAUCAACACCCAGUUACAUAAAGGCAACGAGAAAUGUAUUAUACGGAAAAGAUGAAAGUCGUAUUUGGAUCAUUGGCACUCCAUAUCGCCUCCCAUUGUUGGAAAGUCUGCAUUGUCGGUUUCCUACUCAACGGUUUACUUGGACUGGGCAUGCUAAACCUACCCAGAAAGAGCCUCCUCAAUAACGAUAUAGAAGAAGUCUAUAUGCCGAGAGAAACGAAAACGGGGGAAACUGAACAAUUUAUCCUCAACCUGUUUCCGGAUUACAGCGGGACAGACUUUUACACACACCAGGCGGUAAAGCAACCGCUGUAUACGGAAUUCAUUAUUUGGAGAAAGAACAAACAAAGUCUUAUUAAUGACUCCUUGUAUGGAGAGAUUUAUUCUUUAAUGCAAGGUAUCAAAAAUAUCACCUUACACUAUGUUAAUGAUACAGCAGUCGAUUAUUCACACCUCUGCGCUCGUAGGGAUGACAAAUGUGUAACUACUGGAGAAGAAAUCAUUGAGCAAUUACGCGAAUGUAAAGAUGGAAUGUUACCACUGAACACCUUUCAAUCUGAAAACAAAACGAUUUUUGAAAAUCCUUUAUUUCAACUUGCAGAUUACAUAAUUGAAAAUGAUACUCUUAUAAGUGCCAUGUAUCUUAAAGUCAGGUUUAACCUCCGCCAAGAUACCAUACUAUACGAAAAGCAUUCCAAACAUUGGAUGGAUCGUUUCAUAACUCACAUGAAACAAAUAUUUGAGCUUCAGGAAAGCAAAGAUCUUUCUUUUACAUUCUCACACUCAAAGUCAUUUCUGGAAGAGCUCGGUAACGAUACUUAUACCGAUAUUCCUUACUUUUCAUUCGUAUUUACUAUUUAUUUCUUUUACAUGGGGUUUGUUAUGUCUGGCGGAAAUAUUCUUGCCAAGAGGGUCAACAUCGGGAGAAUGGGAAUCAUCGUUACACCAACCAGUGUGCUAGGUGCAUGGGGGCUGCUUAUGGCGUGUGAGGUCGAAUUCACAAAUGUAAUAGGUGUUGCGCCACUGUUUAUAGUAGGCCAUCAAAUUAUCAAUACAAUGAUAACUCUAUCGCACCUGUCUGAUGCAAAUGAUAUACCUGAUUCCAAACUGCGUGUGGAAUAUGCGGUAAAAAUGUCCGCUCUUCCGGUAACUACGACCAUGAUGUGCUAUGUUGUUCCAUUCACAGUGGCAAUUUUCUCAAAGUAUUACGCUAUUGAGCUCGUAGGCAUUUACGUAGUGGCAACUAUGGUAUUCAACUACGUCAACCAUUUUGUAUUUUACACUGCCUGUCUGGCUAUACACGAGCAACGUAUCGACGCCGGUCGUCACUGCUGUAUCUGUACGAAGUUGAGACCCAGAGAAGAACUUGAAGGACGCAGCUGUUGUAUCAUCUGUUGCUGUAGUGGUAGCCGGCCUGAAAAAAGGACUGAUACUGAAAGUUCAAUUGAAAAGAUUUCAAGGAAAGCCAUGCUACGCUUUCUAUUGACCACUACAUCUAAAUGCAUUUCUUUGUUUUCCUAUAUGUUAUUAACUGCAUUUUCUGUAUGGGGUAUUCUUAACUACAAGGUGGAUGUAUUACAGACAAACGAAGUUCUUUCAACUUCUUAUUUCCAUAGCUGGAAUGAAAAACAUGUAAGUUUUUAUAACGAAACGUUUACUAUACAGUUUGUGACCAUUCAUCCUAGCGGAUAUGCAAAUGACUUGGUAACAAUAUUAGACUUUGAAAAAAAGUUAAAAUCAAAAUCAUUCUUGAAUAACCAACUUCUACUAUCCUGGAACGAUUUGUAUGAAAAUAGUUCGUAUGUAAAUUACACAUCAGAGUUAGCUUUGAGUUUAUCGGUCAAAAACAAAUUUAUUCCAGAAAAUAAUGUCUUUUCUCGUGAUAUACGUUUUGAUCAAAAUGAUUCAAGCAUUCUUGCAUCAAGAUGUUACAUAAACACGAAAUAUACAUCAACCAUGUCCAUGAUUUCAUUGAAGAAAGAGCUCUUCGAUUUAGCUGAUGAAAUGAGUGACUAUUUAGAAGACAAAUAUAAUGACAUUGACGAACAUGUCCUGCCUUUUAAGACAGAUGAUAAGUAUGUUUCUGUACAUUCACCAGAUUUUAUCUUAACUGACGCAUGGAAGCAACCGCUUUGGGAGUAUUUCAUAUUCACUGGAACACAAAUAGGGCUAGUGAUAUGUCUACUGUUUCUUCUGAAACCAAAUUUGUCCUCUCUUAUUCUCAUACCACUAGUAUAUCUUUCGAUGGUUACCUGUCUCUUUGGUGUAUCUCGCUUCUUAGGAAUUUAUUUGACUCAAGUCUCUGCAAUCAUCUAUAUGAUGGCGGGAUGUUUCUUUGUGGAAGUUGUCGUUCACACAUUUUAUUCAUACUUUCAAGCAACUGGAAUAAACAAAGCGGCACGUGUAAAUGUGAUUUUAGGCACGACAUCACAAUCUUUAUUCCAUGCUAUGUUUGGACAGGUUUUAGGACUUCUGGUGUUGUUUGUGGUAAGGUCCUACGUUUUCGUGACUGUUUUUAGGCUUGCUAUUCUCACAACUGGCAUUUGUGUCAUCUUUAUCAUUCUUUGGGUACCUAUCUUAUUGUCUGUUUUUGGGCCUAGUGCCACAGACACUAAGUCGGAAAUACUAGAUAGUUACAAGAUAGACCUAACUUCUAUAAGUUUUGAUGAUGUAAAAAUAAAUGAACAAACCGGUGUGGAUAACCCUGCCUGCUUACAUACUAAAAGGGCAUAGGAGAAAAUGUGAUAUGUAUCAAAUCAAGAACAUUUCAUAUUUCCCUUAUAGGGCAUGUACAUAUUGUUUGCAGAAUGUAUCAAACAUGUCAACAUUUAAACGUUUUUCAGGGGGCCUCCGUUGCCAAGUGGUUAAGGUUACUGACUUCAAAUCACUUGCCCCUCAUCGAUGUGGGUUUGAGCCUUACUCUGGUUAUUAAAUUGUUCAGAGCCAGUUGUAAGGAAUCCAUCCAGCUGGCUUACGGAGGGUCGGUGGUUCUAUCCAGGUGCCCGCUCGUGAUAAAAUAAUGUACGGAGGAGCACCUGGGGUCUUCCUCCGCUAUCAACUCUGGAAAGGCACCAUAUGACCUAUAUGCCGGUGUGUCGGUGCGACGUUAAACCCAACAAAAAAAUAAUAAAUUAAAUGUUUUUCCAAAAAUAUUCAAAACUUUCCAUUCCAACAUUCAAAAACAUUUCAAUAUUCUAAACAUAGUUAGCAAAAAGACCUUUGGAAGAUUUUUCAAUUAAAAGUUGCUUUUGUCAAACCUGAUACCCAAUUGAAACGUUGUAUCCUUACACCGCCAAUCCUGUUAUAAAGCAAAGCAGACUAAAUACCUGGCAUUUUCUAUUAAAUUAGCAAACUUGAAGGAGCUUUACCUUACUUUCUGGACCUUUUUCCAUUGUCUUCAAUCUAUAUGAUCCAGACAAAAGCGAUCCUGCCUGAUGCAAAGCAAUAUAUAUAUUUCUGUUAAACAAAUUCACUGUAACAUCAGCUCAAAUAGGAAACUUCUUAUCGUAGGUGCAGUGUGUGAUCUAAGUUAUACGCGAAUUCCUUAAUGCAAUUGCUUCAUGAUGAAAGUGAUACAAACAUGUCAAGCAUACCUGACAUGCGAUUCAAGCAAUGAAUUGCGACGAAGUUAAGGUGACGCAUUCUCUAUGCAGCAAGAAUAAAACAAAGAAAUAUUAUUUUGCGACUACAGUCGUUAUUUGUGUGGCUUUGCUAUUAUGGAUGCAUACUUAGCGUUUGUAUACCUACUUUUGGCUUAGUGACUUACUACAAAUCUAUGCAUGGAAAAUGUUAAACAUUACUCUUGAGUGUUUUUAAUUACUUCGUUUUCUUAUGUUCGAAAUUAUUUACUGGUAUUUUACGGAUGGCACCGUAUAUUCUGAAAUUAUGCUGCAUUACAUCUCCACAGUGCAUUUAAUACCAUAUAUGGAAUGGGACAAUAAGCAAACUAUUUCAGGCGCAGACGAAAUGCAGAUUUCAAUACAGCCAGAGUAUCACUGCUAUGCUAUCUUUUUCUGGAUUGUAUGUAAUUGUGAAUACUGAAAUCCAAUUUGAGUCGUUUUCAUGGAAAACAAAUCAACACUAAAAUCUAAGUUCGUGCAUUUUUUUGUUUUCUAUCGCGAUUGGUAGAAAGUCAACCACUAUUUCAUAGACUGGCUAUUUUCUGUAUUUUUUUACUAUGAAUAUGUUUCGUGUGUAUGUUAUAUAAGAGAAAGAAACUUCAAUAAAUGGUAUAAACUCAAA
Molecule: messenger RNA, 4601 nt
Organism: Mercenaria mercenaria
Lineage: Eukaryota; Metazoa; Mollusca; Bivalvia; Venerida; Veneridae
Product: patched domain-containing protein 3-like
Exons: 4
Coding region: 393-3092 (899 amino acids)
Cellular component (GO): membrane
Source: RefSeq, a predicted model, not a curated record